This is a messenger RNA of Bombyx mori (domestic silkworm), 4695 nucleotides long. RefSeq names its product homeobox protein Hox-B4. NCBI's taxonomy places the organism in Eukaryota, Metazoa, Arthropoda, Insecta, Lepidoptera, Bombycidae. The record is from RefSeq and is a predicted model, not a curated record. The coding region runs from base 256 to 1407 and encodes 383 amino acids. Gene Ontology annotation, biological process: neuron projection morphogenesis; regulation of DNA-templated transcription; spinal cord motor neuron cell fate specification. The transcript has 5 exons. Gene Ontology annotation, cellular component: nucleus. Gene Ontology annotation, molecular function: sequence-specific double-stranded DNA binding; DNA-binding transcription factor activity, RNA polymerase II-specific.
GGCUUUAAUAAUUCAGUUGUUAGGGAACUGUCGUUAAGGCGGGAACUCGGCGCGGGAGGCGAACUUUUUUGACCGUGUAGUUUGAAUUAAUGAGUUUUGGUCGUGCUAAAAUUUAAGUUUUCCUAUUGAAUUACUCGUCUAUUUUAGCUAUAUGACCCGAAGUAUAUUGUGGAGUGUGUGUCCGGUGUGAAUUGUUUUGUUUUUUUUUUUUCGUUAAAUUCAACAGUGCAUUCCGUGUGCAAGAGGAAUGUAAGGAUGUCUUCGCAGAUCCUCACGACGAUGUACCGACGGCAGUCGAGCGAGGACGAUAAGCCCUUGGAAAUAGACCAGGACUCCAACCCGGCCAGCAGAUCAAACUCCCCGAAAAACAUGAGCUACUACGAAGAGAAGACAGUCCUCAAUCAGACCAAGAAGUCUUUUUGCAUAGACGCCUUACUCUCCCGCCAGUUGGAACCUAAAUCCCCAAGCGCCGAUCCAGGGUUCCCGAAAAACUACAUCAACCGUUACCAGGCAAAUUACGAUGCCCAAAUCGAACAGAACACGAUAAAUAAGUACGAUAAUUCCAGUCCAAGGUCUGGACAGAGCAGCCCCAGGAGCGUCAGUCCAGGGUCUGAUGAGGGAAACCGAUCGGAGACGUACAGCCCCCCGAUAUCUCCCGGCGUCGAAGGCAGCAGUGAAGACUAUGAGAGCUAUAGACCAGGAAUAAUCCCAAAGCCGGGACUAAUACCACAGAAUCCGGCGCUGAUGGCGGCACAAUCUGCAGCCCUUUUCAACUACCCACAGCUCCAGCCCGGGGGUCUACCUCCCGGGGCGCCGAUGCCCUCCGCCUUCCACCACCCUGGGGACAGAGUCCUGCACCACAUGCAACUCGAGUGGCUCGCAAGAACUGGAAUGUUUUAUCACAGGAUACCGGAAUUAGGAGGUGCCCCUCACGCGCUUCUAGGCAAGACUCGGCGACCCCGCACCGCCUUCACGUCUCAGCAGCUUCUGGAACUGGAGAAGCAGUUCCGAAUGAACAAGUACCUGUCCAGACCGAAACGGUUCGAGGUGGCCACCAGUCUGAUGCUCACGGAGACUCAGGUAAAGAUCUGGUUUCAGAACCGAAGGAUGAAAUGGAAAAGAUCGAAAAAGGCCCAACAGGACUCUAAGAACAAGGACCCUCAGCAUUCAGACGAGAAAAACAAACCGAAAGAGCAGACGGACGCGGAGAAGACAUUGACAGCUGAUCUGACAGCUGUCAAACCGCCGCCGAUGCUCGACAGGGACAGAAUUAUCGCGCUGGAACGAGAAAGAGCGAUGGCGGCCGCUAAUUUUAAUUCGAAUCUGGAGAAUCGACGCGGAUUGGUCGUGAUGUCUCAAGAUGGCAGCCGACCCGGAAUCGACAUGUUCAGGCCGUACGUGGUAUGAAAAUAAACGAUUUUUCUUUUUGUUAUCUAACAGUGUUUCUCCCUGUGUAUAGUAUUUUUUAAGUAAUUAGUGACGUAUUAAAAUAAUUGUUACGUGUUUAUGAGUAAUGAUGUUAAAAAUGGCGGACGUUCGACUAAGCGCUAAAUUUUAUAAAAAAUACGGUAUUUGACAAAAAAAUUCAAACCUCCAAUUAUUUUAAUUUGAAAGUGUUUUUUUUUUUUCGACGAAAAUUUAUGUUUUUGUGCUUGUAUGUUAAAAAAAAAACAAACAAUCAUUCACUAUUAAAACUUUGUAGACACUAAAAGUUUUCCUAUCUCACACGGUAAUCAAUCAUGUAAUAUUAUCAGUCCGUCCGCCAGAAAAUAUACUAGUCGUAAAAAAUGACCAGCUGUUUUUUUUUUGAUAAUCAAAAGAAAAGGCUUUUGUUUAUUUUCGUGAUCUGCCAAUACUUGCCAUUGAAUGUCUGCUGUAUCUACACUGUAUACGGAUAAUGAGAUAUGAUAAUUGUAUUGGUGAUUGGAACUGUAAAUAUGGAGAGGAUGCUCUGACUUCACCUGGCGACUUUACUAAGACUAGCCUACACACGGUAGAACCGCUUGUGAGUCCGCGCGGGAGGGUACCACCGCCCUGCCUAUUUCAGCCGUGAAGCAGUAAUGCGUUUCGGUUUGAAGGGCGGGGCAGCCGUUGUAACUAUACAUGAGACCUUAGAACUUAUAUCUCAAGGUGGGUGGCGCAUUUACGUUGUAGAUGUAUAUGGGCUCCAGUAACCACUUAACUACCAGGCGGGCUGUGAGCUCUUCCACCCAUCUAAGCAAUAAAUAAAAAAAGAAUGGGUAACAAAAGAAAAACUAAAUUUAUUAUUAAUGAUGAGUUCCCUAGUCCUAGAGUCUUUGUAGAUACGACAAUCGAUUCAAUAUGAUCAAUUAUUCGUUUUGCAUUAAUAUAAUCGAUUAGUAAACAAUUUCAAUGAAACAAAAACAAACAUUGCUUUGGUUAUCAAAAAAAUUAGUGGUCUUCUAAUAAAAAAUAUAUAUAUACAGAUUUAGUCUAGUCUUUUAUAAUUAUUGUAUAGAGUGUGAAUAGUGUAUAGAUUAGUAUAAGAAGUACAUUUGUUUAUAAUAAUGAAAAUGAAAGUACCUAUAUAAAUUAUAAGUAGAUUAUAUUUAAAAAAAAAAAGACAAACAGUAUUGCGUUUUAAGCUAUUGCAUAGUUUUUAUCGCGGGCUUUGAGCGCGGUGACCGAGUCAAAAAAUUCCGUAACGAAAAAAAACCUAACACCCCCACUCCGCCUACCAUGUAGGUCGUGUUCAACACAAACCCGCGUUGCGCUUGUGUAGUGUUUGUGAAUAAUCGCGCGUCGUGACGUCGCACUGCAUGCGCAUCAUGAAAAGUCUGCCCGUCUCUCUCUCGCGCGGUCUAGCUAAUGAGUGUGAAGGGGACAUUUAAUGUUUUACUUUUGUUAAUGUUUAUAAAUAUAGCGUCGUCUUAUUUUAUUAUUGCUUUAAUAUAUAAUUAUUAUUGUCUAAUUAUAAUUGCAUAAGUUGAUAAAAAAUGUUAUGCAAUAGCUUUACCGCAGCAGCCCCCGAGUGCCAUUAGUAUUUUUUUUUAAUAUACACAAUAUAUUUUAUGAGGAAAUCAAGAGUGAAUAUAAAAUGCCUGCAUUGAAUUUUUUAGGUUUUGUUUAGUUAUACCGUUGGUAUAUGAUUUUGGUGAUAGCUAAUAUGAAAUAGGCAUACCGGACUAUGAUGUCCUUGUCGCUCGCAUCCAGCUUGACGCGCGUCCGAGAGAGACAAACGAUGUUAUUAGAGACAAUUUCGUCAGGUCUGUAAGGCUAUACGAGUGUGUAUAGGAAUUGGUCAUUAGCGUUAGGCAGUAGCUUGGCUCUGCACCUGGCAUUGCUGAAGUCCAUGGGCGACGGUAACCACUCACCAUCAGGUGGGCCGUAUGCUUGUCUGCCUACAAGGGCAAUUAAAAAAAAUCGAUAGUUCGUCUUAGUAGUUUGAACUUAUACGCAUUAACAUAGAGUCGAUCUAUCGACGGUUCGCGCUCAGUGUUAAGACAUCUUACGUUACAGUAUUAUAAUGUUAUUUUUUUUUAGGGAUUUUAUGACCUGGUAACUAAAACCUUUAAGUCAUAUCUUAUUUUAAUUUAUAUUCUUAUUUUUAUGAAAAAUGAUAAUAUGGAGUGAAAUUAAAUGAAGAUGAUUAAUUUGAGACAUUAAUUAACUGGGAUGAAAUUAAAUUAAAUGAUAUGAUAUGGGGUGAAAUACAAUCUCAGUAAAAUGGUGGUAAUUUACAGAGAUUUUUUCAGUGGACUUUUUGGAGGAUCCCGAGAAGUUACGUCCAGCGGCCUUGGUUUCAUUUUCCCACAUUUGUGCACUUUCACAGAUACUAAACAGUUAAUAAACCACCAUUAUUACACAUUUAAACCUGAAGAAACACUAAAUAGACAAAAUAAAACAAAUCACACAACUUCACUCCUCGCGUUCCCGCCAAAAAGUCCUUAUAAUAUUAAGAAACUGAAUUUGUAUAUAGCAUAUACAGGGUGUGACUUUUCAAAUGCCGAUUUCAAACAAUAUUAGCUCGGCAUGCACGAUCGUGUGUAUGUAACGGAAGUCUUUAAUGUUUUUUUGGUUUCCUACCUAUUAGCCUGCGGUACCACAGCCCACCUGGUGUUAAGUGGUUACUAGAGCCCAAAGACAUUUACAACGUAAACGCGCCACCGACCUUGAGAUAUAAGGUCUCAAGUAUACUUACAACGGCUGCCCCAAACUUCAAGCCCAAACGCGAUUUACUGCUUCACGGCAGAAAUAGGCGGGGCGGUGGUACCUACCCGCGCGGACUCACAAAAGGUCCUACCACCAGUAAAAUUUCCUUCCUUCCUUCCUUUAUUCCUUUGCCGUAGAAGUCAAUCGUAAACAUUUGUUGAGUACGUGUAUUUCAUUAGAAAAAUUGGUACCCGCCUGCGGGAUUCGAACACCGGUGCAUUGCUACAUACGAAUGCACCGGACGUCUUAUCUUUUAGGCCACGACGACUUCAAUCAAACGUCAAAUAGCCUCGAUAUCAACUUUCUAAACCUUAGCGUUUGUGACUACAUUGUGUAGUCAUGUUUGGCUUUUGACACGAUAAAUUUACACCCUGUAUAUAAUACUUUAUGCCAAACAAUUCGUUAUAAAAAAGUACCUAAGUAUGUUUAGCUGUAAGAAAAUAAAACAAUGUAUUAAAAAUUAAAAACUAGUAUUUGUUUAUAUAAAUUUAUUAGUAAAUAUAUUUUAAGAAGAAAAAAAAA